AUGGAUGAAGGCGACGACUGUGGAGAGCAUCAUCGAUUUUCAAAGGUAUACAUAAAAUGUGGCGAAAUAAAUAAACUUGUUUCGGUUAAUGAGCCUGAAACCUGUUGCUAUGCUGUUAUCUUUGAAACUCCUUUAAUUUGCUACAAUGACGCGAUGUUAGUCUAUCCGUACCUCAGUCAUUCUUUGCAAAGUAGGCUGGACCGAUUAGAUGUUCAAGUACUGAGUGCAGAGGUGACAGAAAAGGGGAGGGAAAAGUGGAGAAAUGAUAUAUUUGUUGAAGCCGGAUUUAUUUUAGAUGUGGAAUCAACCGUACUUCGAUCAGUUUCAGAUAAUUUACCGUCUAUUGAUAAAGAGCCGAAUGAAGAUAGUGAGAAACUAGUAAACUCGAUACCUGAAGAUGACAAAAGAAAAGAUGUAUUGGCGAAUAAUGAAGAAAAACAGGAUGGUCUUAGUUGUUGCACGGAAAUUGAGAAACUUCGCAAAGUUGUUUACGUUUUGGCAGAUAAGGAAUGGUUGAAGAUGUGUAAAAACGACUCUGAUUGUCUUUACAACAAAACAAUGCAUCUAAGUUCACUUGAUAACGAUAAAACAUAG
This is a messenger RNA of Trichoplax adhaerens, 594 nucleotides long. RefSeq lists its product as uncharacterized. Bases 1 to 594 code for a protein of 197 amino acids. The record is from RefSeq and is a predicted model, not a curated record. Gene Ontology annotation, cellular component: Golgi apparatus. The transcript has 5 exons. NCBI's taxonomy places the organism in Eukaryota, Metazoa, Placozoa, Uniplacotomia, Trichoplacea, Trichoplacidae.